GAAGAGUAUUUAGUAGUUUAUACUGGCAACCCGCGAAAAUGCAUGGAUACAGAGUUGAGCGCCAGCGGAAGAAAACUUUGUUUUGAAGGUGAUACCACGAUGUCAAUAACAAAGUGCAUGCAAAAUCAAUGGUAAAUUUCUCGAGGAUAUUUUUUCACAUUUACAGCUGGCCUAUAGUGAAAUCAUAGCCAUCGGACAAAUAUAUUAGAUUUUUUGGGGGUUUAGAUCUUUGGUAUCAAGAUUGGAGCCAUCUUGCAGCUACGCUACUGACCUUCGUUCAUAUCCAGCCAUAUUUAGAUAGGGUUCUAGAAUUACUACGAGAAAAAGAAUACAAAAUCAGAUGAAUCCCUAGAGGAUAUUUUUAUGGAGCAAAAUGGAGAAGAGUCAACCACAAAACCAGUUUCAAAAUAGUAAUCACUUAGAAUGGAGAAAUCCGAAGAGCCCUUGCUCUCCAUGUUCGCCCGACUCACCGCAGUCACCACCACCACUUGAAAUACGUGGAAAAAGUUUGUCUCUAUCGCGACAAAAACCUGUAAUUAAAGAGAAUUUCACUCGAGAACUUACUAAAAGAGGACGAAAGCAGCGACUAUUGCUCUCACAACAUGGUGGAUUAAGUAAUUGUAAGUUGAAAAGAAGAGAAACCUCUCCGGACUUCCAUCCUCAACAUGAGCUUCGGGUUAAACCUAAACGAGAACCUCUACCGAUGAGAAUGAGAGCACUACCUCAAUCGUUCUUCCACGAACCCCAUGAAAUCCAAACAAGCUCUCUCAGCUCUGGCAGCACAUUACCGGCCUUGCCGCCACUGUUUCAUAAUGCUAACAACACCGGCUAUGACGUCAGUGUCCUUAGACCUGUCACACCCCCAGAGGAAAAGAUAAACCCACGACCGCCGAAAGAAAGAAAAGUCUCAUAUGCAACAGGCACUAGUGAAGAUUUACUGUAUAAGUUGUUUGAACCAGUAGAAGAAGAUAAAACAAAAAAGUUUGUCAUUAAGAGGGGAAGACCAAGAAGAGUUCAAUCAGAUCUUACCCCAAACAUGUUACCAAAACUAGAAGAGGAUCCCCAGUUGGUACAAAAUCUCGCAAACAAAUUAUUCCCUCAGCUAUCAAUUGAAAACAAACUCAAAGGGAUUCAACAAUCGCAGACAUCGUUAUCAUGCGUUUCAGUUCAAGAUGGUGAGAAAUCUGUAACAUUACCUUCGUUAAGUGUAGAUCAAAAUUACUCUGCAAUGCUUCAGGAAAUUGUCGCUAACAUGUAAACUAAUUUCAUACUUGUAAGAACCAGCCCUGCCUUUAUCUUAUUAUUUGAUUUAUGAGUGAUAAUAUUAUAUUCAAGGUUAUAUUAUUAACUAUUAUUAUUAUAACAUGUUAUCAUGAAUUAAGGCAUGCAUGUAUAAUUAAGCUGUCAACUAAACAUCAACAGGCUAAAAAGAACGGCCUUUAAACUAAUGUGGAUGGUCAUCAUGACCAGUGAAUGACCAGUGUUAUUUUUAGCCCUAUAUCAAUGAAUCAUUAUCAUCCAAAUUAAUUCAUUGAAAUUAAGUUUUUACAGACUUUAGUCAAAGCCAGGUUCCAUUUAAUGUACUGUACACUUAAUGUACAAGCUCAAUUUCAAAGGUUCAACACAUCCAAGCCUUUCAAGUGUGUGAUUAAGAACAGAGACAGGUUUUCAAAGCAUAGUGAUAAAAUGAUAAUGUGACUUGGAUAUAAAAUCUACCUGAGCAUGGAGAAUGAAAUGCGAAGCAUGGUACUACAUUAUAGAAACUUUAAAAAGUUUCAUUUUAUGAUUUAUAUCUUUUCCCAUUCUUAUUGUAACUGUAGUAACUUAUGAGUCCGUUUAAAUUAGCAAUUUUAUUUGCUUUAUUUUGGUUAUUAAUUCUUGAAGUUCAAAAACUAGAAAAAUGAAUGGAAGAAAAUAAUAUAAUAAAUGCUAAUUAAUUGGUCAAUCAUGUGGGCCCGGUUGUACGAAGCCUGGAUAGUGCUAUCCGGCGGAUAAAUCUUUAUCCAGUGGAUUAGUUGAUGCUGUUAUCCAAUAAAUUUACCCACUUGAUAAGAUUUAUCUGUCGGAUAGCGCUAUCCAGGCUUCGUACAACCUGGCUGUGAUGUUUAGAAAUGGUCAGAUAGUUAAUAAUCCUCCAGGUGGCAAAAAUAUGUAUAUAUAUAUAUAUAAAUAUAAAUUAAGGUUUUCCUUUUUAUUUUCUUUCAAAAAGAAAAAAGAAAGAAAGAGAUUUUGGUGCAGGCACAAUGAAGGCUUUCAUCAAAUAGGAAAAUGAUUGAAUCAAUGAUAUUAGUCUUGUCAGAGUAUAUAAUACACUUACAUUCAAUUGAAUGAGAGUUUUCUCUUUAUUUUUAUGACUUUCUCUAAUCUCUUGCUUGUGUGCUCUUUUUGUUUCACUCUUUAAUUUCAUUAUUUUUUUUCCAUAUUUUCUCUCUUCAUUUUAAUGUUCUUCCUAGCUCUUCUGUACCUUUCUCUCUCUGUUUCUCUGUCUC
Messenger RNA from Actinia tenebrosa (Australian red waratah sea anemone), 2489 nucleotides. RefSeq lists its product as uncharacterized. The record is from RefSeq and is a predicted model, not a curated record. Lineage: Eukaryota; Metazoa; Cnidaria; Anthozoa; Actiniaria; Actiniidae.